AAUUAUCUCUGCACCUCACCUUUCUUGCUUCUUCUUUCUAAUGGUUUAUUGGAGUAAUGGGUCAUUUUCUGCAUCACUCCUUUCUACAAGGAAUCAAUCGGGAGCUAAUGUUCAUGCUUUUUUUAGUCUAAAAUACUGUAAUAAGGUGUUCAUAUUCCCUUUACAAUGCUCACAAACUAUUUGACGUAAUGCCUCAACCACUUGGGGGUUUUAACAACUGCAGCUCUGCUUAAAGAUGCCUGCACUAGUAUCAACAAGGUUGCUCUUCCUUUUUGGCCUGUCAUCACCGUUGCCAAAACUGUUGCGUGUAUCAAGAACUGGUUGGUGCCAUCGCAAUGUGCUUUUUUACUCACAGGUUAGACAAGACCAGGCUCCUCUUACCCUUGAGAGCCUAGGAAUCAAGAGCCAAUUUGAAAGAAAAGAAAAGAUCACUAAAACAAAUAAACAUGAGAAAUUUAAGCAGAAUUCAGCUAUUGAUGUCCCUAGAAGUAAAGUAAAGGUAGUAAACAAGGGAACUAGAGAUGUUAGUGUCAACAAAUCGCUUGAAGAUGAGACAGCUUUAUUUGCUGCAAAAUCGUUUUCUGAGCUUGGCCUCCCGCCUCUGUUGCUUGAAAGGUUGGAGAGUGAAGGCUUUAAAGUUCCAACAGAAGUUCAGUCUGCAGCUAUUCCUACCAUUCUCAAGAAUCAUGAUGUUGUCAUACAGUCUUAUACAGGUUCGGGAAAAACAUUGGCGUAUCUCCUUCCUAUACUGUCUGAAGUUGGACCUCUGAUCGAUAAAUCUUCUAAGGGUAAUGAAGAAGUUGGGAAAAAAUCAGAGAUUGAAGCAGUUAUUGUUGCUCCAUCUAGGGAGCUGGCUAUGCAAAUUGUGAGAGAGGUUGAAAAACUGCUUGGACCGGCAAACAAGAAAGCAGUUCAGCAACUUGUUGGGGGUGCAAACCGAUCACGACAAGAAGAAGCUCUUAGGAAAAAUAAGCCAGCAAUCAUUGUUGGUACUCCUGGCAGGAUUUCAGAGAUCAGUGCUGCUGGGAAACUUCACACCCAUGGUUGUCGCUAUUUGGUUUUAGAUGAAGUUGAUGAGCUCCUUUCAUUUAACUUCAGGGAGGAUGUGCACCGAAUUUUGGACCAUGUAGGGAGGAGAUCAAAUGCAGAUUCUCAUGGACCAAACAGCCAGCUUGCCAGGCGAGCUGCGCGCCAGACUAUCUUGGUAUCUGCAACAGUGCCAUUUUCAGUGAUAAGGGCAGCUAGGAGUUGGGGCCAUGAUCCACUUCUUGUGCAGGCCAAAACGGUUAUUCCACUUGAAUCUGUACCUGCCUCUAGACCAGUUAAUGCGUCAGGGCCUAUAUCCAGUUCAAGCUCAAACUCAAAUCCGCAGCCUCAGGCAGCAAUACAGAGCCUUCCUCCAGCAUUGAAGCACUACUACUGUGUGACAAGGAUACAGCAUAAGGUUGAUACUUUGAGAAGAUGUGUUCAUGCACUUGAUGCCAAGUCUGUGAUAGCUUUUAUGAAUCAGACUAGGCAACUAAAAGAUGCUGUCUUCAAGCUAGAGGCUCGUGGGAUGAAAGCUGCAGAAUUACAUGGAGAUCUUGGCAAGCUUUCUAGAUCUACCAUUCUAAAGAAAUUUAAAAAUGGAGAGGUGAGAGUUCUAGUAACAAAUGAACUCUCAGCUAGGGGUUUGGAUGUUCCAGAGUGUGAUCUUGUUGUUAAUCUAGACUUGCCUACAGACUCAAUUCACUAUGCCCAUCGAGCUGGCAGGACGGGAAGGCUUGGUCGCAAGGGCACCGUAGUAACCAUUUGUGAGGAGUCAGAAGUGUUUGUUGUGAAAAAGAUGCAGAAGCAGCUCGGAAUUACUAUUCCCACUUGUGAGUUUACAGAGGGCAAGCUUUCCAUGACUGUAGAAGAAGAGAAGAAACCUGUACAGGCUUUAAAAUGAUGGAUAUUAGUCAGUGUUACCUUCUUUGGUGGGUUUAUAGCAACAGGUCUUGUACUUUAUUUAUCUGAUUUUCUUUUUCGAAGUAGAGGUGUAGUAUAGGGACUAGGAGACAGUCCUUUUCUGUCAUCUAAUGACUAACCUUAUUUGGCUUUUGAAGCACUCUAUACAUAUUCUUUUGGUCAA
This is a messenger RNA of Ricinus communis (castor bean), 2113 nucleotides long. Its product is annotated as DEAD-box ATP-dependent RNA helicase 47A. Gene Ontology annotation, molecular function: RNA binding; RNA helicase activity; ATP binding. Lineage: Eukaryota; Viridiplantae; Streptophyta; Magnoliopsida; Malpighiales; Euphorbiaceae. The transcript is spliced from 2 exons. The record is from RefSeq and is a predicted model, not a curated record. Bases 236 to 1930 code for a protein of 564 amino acids.